This is a messenger RNA of Onychostoma macrolepis, 1266 nucleotides long. Its product is annotated as zinc finger protein 135-like. Gene Ontology annotation, biological process: regulation of transcription by RNA polymerase II. The transcript has 2 exons. The record is from RefSeq and is a predicted model, not a curated record. Gene Ontology annotation, molecular function: RNA polymerase II cis-regulatory region sequence-specific DNA binding; DNA-binding transcription factor activity. Bases 339 to 1121 code for a protein of 260 amino acids. Lineage: Eukaryota; Metazoa; Chordata; Actinopteri; Cypriniformes; Cyprinidae.
CAGCGCACAUAGUAAAUAUUCCCCGUAUUAUAUUUCCCUCCUCUCUCCGCUUCGCUCCAGUCCAGCGGGUGGCGGUAAAACACUUACGUUUGUUUGCCAAACACCAUUAAACCUCAGAUGAAGAAGAUCAGUUAACCGGGCUCUCUGUUUUGUUUUGUUGUGGUGCUAUUUUAAUACAGUCUGUUCGAAAUGUUGUUUCUGUAAAUAUAAAAAUACAGUUUUGGAAUCAGGUCAGUAAAUACCUGUAAUAUUCUGAUCCUCACAGUCGUGACUAAGUUUUGAAGCAAGCAGGAAUAUCUGGAGCAGUAUCAUCUGAACUGAGAUCUGCUGCUGUGAAGAUGGUGUUUGUUAAAGAGGAGAGUGAAGAGAACACGAGUGAACCAGAAACCUGCAGAAUAAAACAUGAGGAACCAGAACCCUGGAGAAUAAAACAAGAGGAACCAGAACCCUGCAGAAUAAAUCACGAGGAGCCAGAACCCUGCAGAAUAAAACACGAGGAACCAGAACCCUGGAGAAUAAAACACGAGGAACCAGAACCCUGCAGAAUAAAACACGAGGAACCAGAACCCUGGAGAAUAACACACGAGGAGCCAGAACCCCAGAGAAUAAAACACGAGGAACCAGAAACCUGGAGAAUAAAACAGGAGGAACAAGGAGAGUUUAUUGAAGAAAGUGAGGAGAACAAAGAAUUGAAUGAAGAUGAUGAGAAAAAUGAUGUCAAAACUGGAGAAAAACCUUUGAGUUGCUCUCAAACUAAACAGAAAGAUUUAAAGAAGAAAUAUUUCGCCUGCACUCAGUGUGGAAAGAGUUUCACAAGCAAAUAUAGUCUUGAUCGUCACAUGAGAGUUCAUACCGGAGAGAAACCUUACACGUGUGAUCAAUGCGGGAAGAGUUUCGCACAAUCAGCACACCUUAAGAAACACAUGAACAUCCACACUGGAGAGAAAAUGUACUCAUGUGAUCAAUCUGAUAAUAACAUUUUGAGCACUUCAGUCCUAAAGAAAUACCUGACAGUUCAUACACAGGAGAAGCCGUAUUCAUGUUAUUUGUGUGGAAAGAGUUUUUCACAUUUUUCAAUUUUGAAAGAACAUCAGAAGAUACACACUGCUGUGAGAGAGUAAAUGUGAUUUGAGUGUGAAGAGACUUUUACUACAGCAACCUGUUUAAAACUGCAUGAGAGGAUUCACACUGGAGAAAAACCUUAUAAGUGUUCACACUGUGACAAGAGAUUCAGUCAGUCAUCAACUCUGAAAACACAUGAGAGGA